Molecule: messenger RNA, 2284 nt
Organism: Pyrenophora tritici-repentis Pt-1C-BFP
Lineage: Eukaryota; Fungi; Ascomycota; Dothideomycetes; Pleosporales; Pleosporaceae
Source: RefSeq, a predicted model, not a curated record
AUGUCGUAUGCCGAGGUCAUGAUUGCGCGUUUCAAGUCACCUUCUAUCGCCUUCCGCAUUGCGAGAACACCCCGACCAUAUAUGCAUUAUGUUUCAAUGCUGUUCCCUCCCAACGGCUUAUACUCCGCCAAACAAAGGACGCCGCCGUCGAAACCCACGCCAAUCAAGUUUCCCGUUCUCCAGCCGCCCGAGCCGUCAAACUCCAAACCGCCAGAUUCAUGGACCCAGCCAGGUGUCAGCAUCUCUCGGCACUUUCUACGCUUGAGAAAGCCAUCUGAUGUCGAUAAAGACACAUUGGCAUUACUCAAUGUCACGUUUCAGCCCGAAUGCGAUAUCGAAACCUUGUUAUCGUCGUUGCCACACGGCAAAGAUGCGUUUCUGCCCCCAACGUCUUGGUUAGAGUCCCCUGAAACUGUGCCCGGUCCUCCAGAGUCCAUGGCUACGCUUCUAUGCAAUGGGAGAAAGUUACCCGAUCAAAGAGAAUUCCAUGCUCGCGCAAGAGAAUUGCUGUUUACGAAUACCGAUGCAUUUACCUCACUUACACGUAAAAGCAAUACAGGCCAAACGCCGCUCCGGCUGGCACACUUUCGAAAAUUCUGGGAAGGCCUGGAUAACUUGGCGUAUUAUUGGGACACUUCUUUAGAUGAAUAUCUUCCACCCGUCCCAGAGGCUGCCAAUGAAUGUGAGGAAACAUCUUCAAGGUCCUUGCCUGAUCCCACCCAAGACCAGGGCCAGGAAGCUGAACGAGAUACCGGUGACGAGCCCCGCAAAAAGGCCAAAACCGCAGAGACUGCCAAAGAAGAAACCUCAGUUCAGGCCCAAAACAUUAAUGGCCCCAGUAAUACAUCACCAAAUGCAGACAAGCUGCCGACUGUCCAGAGUCGGGUGAUUCCGGCUAGGGCUGCACCACCCAAGACCCCCUGGGCUGCAAACAUGGAGUCUCAGGGUAAGCCACUUGAUCUUUCAAACGGCUCUUACCGUGGAUACCGGAUCGGCAAUGGUGCUGAAAUGCCCGACCAGUAUCGUAUCGACUGCGUGCGGGCUUUCGUGGAGCCCAUUGCGUGGGCGUUUGGUGUAACAUUGUCACCACAUCGCCGACCUCCCGUCCUUACUAUCGAGCGGGUUCGGUUUCCUGGCUGCAUGGAAGGCCCAGUACUGGGUGUACAGUGCAGAGCAGACGUCAACUUUGGGGCAACGGGAAGGCUAGACGCCCAGUCUACGCUUGAUGCUGUGCGAGAACUGGGUGGGCUGUUGUUACUGGCACAAGAAAGAGCUAGAGAAGGAAAGACAGAACGAAGAGGUGGCGAAGGCAAAUGGUGGACAGCAAAAGAGCGUUGGGGUGGAGGCCCCGGUGGGGAAGUCGGUGAAGCUACUGGGGCCACGGAGCUAGCAAAGGAAGUAGCAUCCAAAUUAGAAGAGAAGCCUGUUGAGAGAAACCGAGACGGAUCUAAAGCUCGUCGCAGGCCAACACCAUCUGAAGUCUGGAAGACGCUUCGGCCGGGCAACCCACUUUGGGACCCAAAGGUUACAUACGAAGCUGUCGGGAAAGAUAGAAGUGUUGCGUGGGACAACGUCUUCAUGGUCUCGUCAUUGAACCACCACAUUAGCCUGUUAAAACUCUGCAUACAUCCGGCCUAUCUGGACUACAUCACCGAAGGAAAACUCCCUGAACAUAGCCCAUCAGACCCUGACUGGUGCUCCCCGAAGCUAUCGAGAACGAGAUGGUUUGACUUAUUCAACGUCGACGACCGUGUCGAAGCUAUGAGAGGACUGUGGGGCAUCAUAUCUUAUCUCAUGCGUGCGGAUGACAAGGGUCAUAAAGACACUGCAAUGAACGAAUGAUGAAAGAGCAUUUUCGUUUUGCUUUCUUCCACUCGGAGGCGGCCAGUCAGGGCUACAGUGCGGUUUCAAAGGACAUCAACCUCGAACACUGCAUUUCAGAGACCACUUCGGAUUGUCGGGCUUGUCAGGCCAUCAGAGCUGGACUACAAUUUGAUGAUAAUCGAAACCCGGCCACUUCCACUCGCCAAACUAUCCCAUUUGUCAAUACCUAUGAUUCAUGUAUAUGCGACGCUGGGCUAGAAUUAUCAGGACUAAACAGUUCCAUGUCACGUUCGUUUCGAAGACGAAUGCCGGGCUGCGCCCGCAUUGACUAACCCGAACAGAACUUUAUCUGCGACUACGACUCCGCAAGAAUUCCUUUAUUUAGCGUAGGUCGAUUUACCUCAUGUACGUAUAUGUGCACCAACACACACAGGAUAUUGCGCGACAAUGCAAACGUUUU